Messenger RNA from Chaetomium strumarium, 2589 nucleotides. RefSeq lists its product as uncharacterized. Gene Ontology annotation, molecular function: ATP binding; ATP hydrolysis activity. The transcript has 7 exons. The record is from RefSeq and is a predicted model, not a curated record. NCBI's taxonomy places the organism in Eukaryota, Fungi, Ascomycota, Sordariomycetes, Sordariales, Chaetomiaceae. The coding region runs from base 1 to 2589 and encodes 862 amino acids.
AUGCACAAAACAGCCAAGUCCUCUGUGAUCGCCCAUGUGGACCAUGAGAUGGACAAGGACCGGUCGUCACAGCAUGGUGACAUUACUACCGCGGAGGCCCUGGCGAGCAAGGCGUUCUCGGGCGCUGGCAAACUGAAGUCGUUCUCUAUCCCGAAACUGGCCGUGGUUCCCUGGGCAGAGGCCAAGGUGCGGAAACAAGCAAAGAGGCUGCAUUUCGCUAUCGAGGUGGCAUACGAUCUGCCUUCGCUCAAUCCGUCUGUUGUAGAAGAUGUUGAAGAGAUGUACAUGGACUCUGACGCACCCAUGUGUCCAAUCAACGAGGAGUGGCCGGAACGCAUCAUUGUCAACUCGCUGCGCCUGCAAGGCUUCCUCGAACACGAGUUCAACAUGACCCUGCCAGCUAGUACCGACGAGCCUUUCCACAUCCUCAGACCAUACAAGAUGCUGUCAUACCACGAAGGCAGGAUCCGGAAACGCAUAGCCGAAUUUCACAAUGCCCGCCGCGUCAUGUGGGCGGCAAGUGAGGAUGAAUACACGGAACACUACCAGCGCAACCCGGUCGAGGACGGCGCCGCACUCAGCCCUCAGCGAGAGUCUCAGAUGACACUUCAGCAGCUGACAGCCUACAUCUUGGACUUCAAAUGCCUGGAGAGGGUUAUCGGCGUCUGUUCCCGACCAGAAUUCCGCGAGCCAGAGCACAUGCCGGCCCAUGUCCUUUUCAACAAUCUGUGGCUCUUAUUCCCCGUCGGUUCCCUUGUAUACGCCAGAGACCCCAAAGUACCGCAGAAGAUCUGGAAAGUUGUCGAACGAACCAGUGUCCGGAGGGACUACGAGCCGAGGUCCAACGAGAGACCUGGUGGCCGGUCCGAGGACCCGUUCUCCGAUUUCGUCGCCAUCUGCUACCAUCUAGACUUUGACGGUACUUGCUACCAGCCCAGCUACCACGAGUUCAGGAUCAACAGCUUUGACGGCCCCCAGCUUAUGCUCUCCCUCCUGAUUGCCCCGCUCAGCUUUGUUGAGUACCAAGGGAUCCUUGACCGAGGCGACGUACUCGAACGAGCCAAACGAUUCAAGGCCAUGACUCGGGUCCGCCACCAAUCCUAUAGCGGCCGGAGCUAUGACAGUACCCCGACCGGCAAGCGUCUCACCGAGCUCGAUGACGGAUCUCAUAAGAAUAGCGGGGUCCGGGUGGCCCCCCUUGCAGACAACCCAUGGGACAUGAAGUCCACCGAAGAUCUUGUGGGAGCCGAGACAAAGAAGUGGAAGGAAUGGGGGAAGGACCCCGACCUGUCCGGUCCCACCGAAGAGCAGGAUCUCCUGCUACCCGAUAGGUGUACUAAGUACUGGGGUAGUAAGACGAACAUUGCUAACGAGGGGCUCUCCCUGUUGCACGCAGCUUGUCUACAAAUCGGCAAAGACAUAUACGGCAACCCGACCUUGACCAAUGUUCAGCAAACUGAUGAGCCGUGGCAGAAUCUGGAACUUCCCACAGGGCACAAGGAAACCGUGCAUUCUCUGGUCGACUCGCACUUCUCCAAAGACAGGAGCAAAAACAUGCACUUCGAUCUGGGGGUCAUUAUUCUGCUGCACGGCGUGCCAGGGGCUGGCAAGACAUCAACGGCGGAAUGCGUUGCACAGAGCCACGGCAGACCGCUGCUGCCCAUUACCUGUGGCGACCUGGGACUGACGCCAGCCGGCGUGGAAUCCAAGCUGCAGGAAAUAUUCAGGCUCGCUGAGGCGUGGGGUUGUGUCAUGCUAUUCGACGAAGCCGACGUUUUUCUCGCACAGAGAACACCCACGGACAUUGAAAGGAAUGCACUGGUCUCUGAGACAUGCUGGUUUCCGCUUAUGACAGUCUUCCUCCGGACACUGGAGUACUACGAAGGCAUUCUGUUCUUGACCACCAACCGGGUGGGCGCCUUCGACGAGGCCUUCAAGUCCCGCAUCCACAUGUCCUUGUACUGCCCGCCGCUCACCGAGAAGCUAACCAUCAGUAUCUGGCGUUCCCACAUUGCUACAGCCCAGAAGGACAGUCGCAUCGAACUUGAUGCAGUUGAUCUCGUGCUGUGUGCGCAAGAGAUCUUUCAGCGACAGCGCGAUCCCCAGUUCGGCCCUGUCUGGAACGGCCGCCAGAUCCGCAAUGCCUUCCAGACGGCCGUCGCGCUGGCGGGUUUCCAUAGCAAGGACAACGAGCGCAUCAAGCUAGAGCGUAAAUACUUCACCCAGGUUUUCAACGUCUCGGCCCAGUUCAGCAACUACGUUUGGUCGGUCAAGCAGCGCAACUCGGACGCCCAGUGGAACGCCAUGCUGAUGCUUCGUCGGGAUGACUUCGCUUACACGGGCCCACCCGGAGCAGACCCGGCGGGUAACCAGCAGCUGAUGGUUCCGGUGAACCAGCAGGGCGGCGGGCAAGUCCCUCGCUCUGGGAACUUUCCACAGUCCAGCUUUGGCCAGCAGGCUGGCCCUCCCAGGACCACAGCCCCUUUCAACGGCGGAAUGGGUGUGGGAGGCAUGAACAUGAACAUGAACACCAACGCGGCGGGGGGCGGCAGUGACGGCAACCAGUUCGGAAGCAUGCUGUCGGCAUAG